Molecule: messenger RNA, 1401 nt
Organism: Brenthis ino (lesser marbled fritillary)
Lineage: Eukaryota; Metazoa; Arthropoda; Insecta; Lepidoptera; Nymphalidae
Source: the annotation of a GenBank genome assembly
AUGGAAGUUGGAGCAGUAAAACAAGCAUUUAAUAAUGAAAUAAUAUUACUUAAAAAGAAUUUAAAUCAAGCGAAAAUACAGACUAUCCAUAAGCUGACAAGAAAAGCUAAAACUUUAACAGAAAAGAAAGCUCCAGACACCCUUAUGGAGAAGCUGAAAAGAAAAGCAGAAUCGGCUGUAAAAGAAGUUCUAAUUAUUAAGAAAAUUAAGCCUCGAGACAUAGCAAGAUUUAUAGUGACACACACUGGAAAAUUAAAUGACUACUUAAAUAAACCAACAGUAGACAAUGACAAAGCUUGUGCUAGAUUACUUCUUCAUAAAGCAAUGCAAGAAAAGUACAAACUUAUUAGAGGUAAAUUUUCAAAUAUAUCUAUCAAAGAUUUGUUUAUGUCAAGACAAGAAAGACUUAAGCUGAAAAAAGAGGCAAAAGAAAAGCAGAAAAAUAAAAAGAAGGGCAAAAAAUCGGAAGCUGUUAAUGUUGAAGGUGAAUGGGAUGUUGAAAUGACCGAUACUAGUAAGGAAAAGGUUGCACCAGAUGAUACCGUGCUUGAAGAACCUAAUGACGUGUCUGAUAAUGAUUUAUCUGAUGAUGGUGGUGAUGAUAACAUUAAUAAUGAUAUUAUUAGUGAUGAUGAUGUCAAUGAUGAUAAUGAAAGUAAUGAAUCAAUUGAUGAUGAAAUGACUGUUGAAAAUAGUAAAAAUGUUUCUAUAGAUAAUGAUAAAUGUCAGGGUAGUGAAAGUGAUGAUGAACCACAGUGUUUAAUGAAACCUACCAAAGCAAGUACAGGUACGACAAAACAAUCAGUCAAAUCUAGUAAAAUUAAACUAAAUAUUCCUAAACAGAAAAACAUAAGUGUAAAGGAAGAAAAAUCAUUAAAAGCUGAACUUAAGAAGACUGAAAAGAAACACAAGGAGAACAAAAAUAAGAACUUAAAUGAGAAAUUACAAAAACGUAAAUUUAAUAAGGAAAGUGAUGAUGUUCCAGAAAAAGUUAGCAAAAUUGUUGAUCCAUUUUUCAUAACGUCUUCUGGGGAAAACUAUAUGUCACUUGUGGAACCAAGACAGCCUGAUGAAGUAAAGGAAGUACAUAAAGAAGGUAACCGAAGGCAUAGAAGAGCCGUCAUGUUUGGUCAUGAACCAAAAAUAAAACCCAAAAGACAUUUCGAACCUAAAAAUAACUUUAAUAAGCAGAAUAAUUAUACAAACAAUAACAAUGACUUCAAUGAACAAAAUAAAUUUACAAAUAAUAAUAAAAUUAAAUUUAAUAGUCAAAAUAGUUUCAAAAAGGAGGUUAAAGUGCAGGAGUCUGUGCCAGAAAAAUUGCAUCCAUCGUGGGAGGCAAAGAAAAAACAGUCGGGAAUUGUACCUUUUAAGGGUAAAAAAAUUGUUUUCGAUGAAAGU